Messenger RNA from Nothoprocta perdicaria, 4368 nucleotides. It is a transcript of the gene ARHGEF6, whose product is annotated as Rac/Cdc42 guanine nucleotide exchange factor 6. The coding region runs from base 27 to 2438 and encodes 803 amino acids. Gene Ontology annotation, molecular function: protein binding; guanyl-nucleotide exchange factor activity. The transcript is spliced from 22 exons. Lineage: Eukaryota; Metazoa; Chordata; Aves; Tinamiformes; Tinamidae. Gene Ontology annotation, biological process: intracellular signal transduction. The record is from RefSeq and is a predicted model, not a curated record.
AAAGCGGUUUCACUGUGGAGCUCUGCAUGCGCGAGCAGGGGCAGGAAGAUGCAAUCACGGAUGUGGGUUCCAGGCAGUUGCUCGUGGCGGCGCGGCUGCAGGCACAGCCCUUGGCCAUGAAUCCUGAGGAGCAAACCGUAACGUGGCUCAUUGCACUGGGAGUUCUGAAUUCUCCCAAGAAAGUGGUAGAGGAUCCAGAGGAGUUCCUGAAAACUUCUCUGAAAGAUGGAACGGUGCUCUGUAAACUCAUUAAUCGCCUUCUUCCGGGAUCUGCAGAGAAGUAUUGUCCGGAGCCUAAAAAUGAAGCUGAUUGCAUCAGUAAUAUUCAAGAGUUCCUAAAAGGCUGUGCACCUCUUAAAGUGGAGCUGUUUGAGCCACAUGAUUUGUACACAGGAGAACAGUUCUCCAAGGUCCUGAGUACGCUAACAGCUAUAAAUAAAGCUACUGAAGAUCAGCCGUCAACAAGACCAUGCUCUCAGCUAUCAUCCCGUAGCUCCGCAGCUGAAGAUCCCCACGCUAACUCCAACGGCACAGCUUCACGGUCUGCACGGGUGUUAAGGAGACAGUCCAAGCCUGUGGAGAUGACCGAGAAUGGCAGUCAUCAGCUGGUGGUAAAGGCCAGGUUCAAUUUUAAGCAGACCAACGAGGAUGAGCUCUCUGUUAACAAAGGAGACAUUAUUUAUGUUACCCGAGUUGAAGAAGGGGGCUGGUGGGAAGGGACGCUCAAUGGAAAAACAGGCUGGUUCCCAAGCAACUACGUCAGAGAAAUCAAAUCCUCCGAUAAACCACUCUCUCCCAAAGCAUUAAAAGGACUUGAAAGCACUCAGCUGACGAAGAAUUAUUACCCUGUGGUGUUGCAAAAUAUUCUGGAAACAGAACGAGAUUAUGCGAAGGAACUCCAGUCACUUCUGGGAACUUACUUAAGACCCCUCCAGUCUUAUGAUAAGCUCAGUGCCGUGGACAUCGCGUCAUUAUUGGGAAAUGUGGAAGAAAUCUCUGCAUUUCAGCAAACACUGAACCAAGCCUUGGAAGAAGUUGCAAAGCUCCCUGAGAACCAGCAGCGAGUGGGAGGCUGUUUCAUGAACCUGAUGCCCCAGUUCCGCUCCCUGUACCUGACGUACUGUGCGAACCACCCGUCUGCAGUCAGCGUCCUCACGCAGCACAGUGAUGAGCUGGAGAAGUUUAUGGAGAGCCAGGGUGCGGCCAACCCAGGCAUCCUCAUCCUGACCACCAGCCUGAGCAAGCCCUUCAUGCGGCUCGACAAGUACGUGACGCUUCUGCAGGAGCUGGAGCGGCACAUGGAGGAGGCGCAUGCAGAUCACGAAGAGGUUUUGAAAGCAGUCACAUCCUUCAAGUCUCUUGUGUGCCAGUGCCAGGAGCUGCGGAAGAGGAAACAACUGGAGCUGCAGAUCCUCUCAGAAUCCAUCCAGCGCUGGGAGGGAGAGGACAUCAAAACAAUGGGAAGCAUCAUCUACAUGUCCCAGGUUAUGGUACAGUGCGGGGGAAGUGAGGAGAGAGAGGAGCGCUACUUGUUGCUGUUUGCAAACGUUCUGCUCAUGCUGUCUGCAAGCCCACGGAUGAGCGGGUUCAUCUAUCAGGGAAGGCUGCCUCUAACAGGGAUGACGCUGACCAAGCUGGAGGACGCCGAAGGCAACGAGCACUCGUUUGAAAUCGCAGGGAACAUGACGGAGCGGAUCACUGUGUCCUGCAGCAGCAGCCAGGACUUGCACGAAUGGCUUGACCACUUGCAGAGGCUCACCAAAGGGACGUGCAAUGUCAUAUCCAAAACUCAGUCCUGGAGCGCGCAUUCAACAUUUAGUUCAGCUGGACAGAUUCGUGGCCCGCUGGAGCCCCCCAAAAUCCUCAAGCCCUGGAGCUUGAGCUGCCUCCGUCCUGCUCCUCCACUCAGGCCGUCGGCCGCGCUGAGUUACAAAGAGAGGAUGUCUUAUAUCUUAAAGGAUUCUAGCAAGAGUCCAAAAACAAUGAAGAAGUUUCUUCCAAAAAGGAAAACUGAGAGAAAAGCUUCUGAUGAAGAGUUUGUUAUUAGGAAAAGUACUGCUGCGCUGGAGGAAGACGCUCAGAUCCUGAAGGUGAUCGAGGCGUACUGCACCGGCGCCGGCUUCCAGCAAGCCCUCACCUCAGGCUCCCGCAAAGACUCCAUCCCCCAAGUGCUGCUUCCCGAGGAGGAGAAGAUCAUCAUAGAGGAGACGAGAAGCAACGGCCAGACUGUGACGGAGGAAAAGAGCCUUGUCGACACGGUUUAUGCACUGAAAGAUGAAGUCAAAGAACUGAAGCAGGAGAACAAAAGGAUGAAGCAGUGUUUGGAGGAAGAGCUUAAAUCGAGGAAAGACUUGGAGAAGCUGGUCAGAAGGCUGCUGAAGCAGACGGACGAGUGUGCCAGGGAGGACACGGGCCGCAAGUCGUCUCUCAUAGCCUGAGUCUGGGAGAAGCUGCUGCCAGUGGUGUGUGACCUCAGGUGUUUUUCGGGAAGCAGAACUGGAUCCUUUGCCUCUUUUAGCUCCUUAUUUCGUUGGUUUGGGGGAUUUUGUUACCAAAAAAUAGGUCAUAGAGGAAAAAAAAUUUUUUCAUCCUAUCAGGAACUCAAACUCAGAAACAAUCACAAGCGAAGCGGUAAGCAAGCGGUCCACGAUUCACAAUUCAUCUGCAGCAACCAAUACCUCAUCGUACCUGCUACCGGGAGCAAAUACAAGCUCUGCUAAUCCUCACCGCUCAGAAAGUGUCUGGCAGUAGUUUCCUAGAGAGGAGGUGUAAGCACUUUUCAAUGUUUCCAUUCUUUUUAAAAGCUCCGGUACCUAUUUAUUGAAUGAAAAUGUUACUGAGUUGGCAUUGAGCAGAGGCCAAAAGCAGCGUGCUCCUCUUUGCAGAUGGUCACGACUGGGGAAGCUUUUCCCACCCACUUUCUGUCUCCCUGCUAGCUGACUGUAGCGAGCUAGAGCCCAGCAGUCCUGUGCUUCCCAGUGGCCUUGGUGCUGGUGGGAAUGCGCCGUUUCCAUGCAGCCGUUCCAAGUCCUUGGGGAGGUGGCACGCGGAGCGCUUGGGCGAGCGCAGGGAAGGGGUGUUGCACAGUACUGCCUCCGAACAGCUCACGAUUGCACAUCAGGUACCUGCUGCUCUGCCCCAGGACUUCUUCUGCACGAUGGGCAACUCCUGCACCCUGCUGCAUUUUCACUUGGAGUGUCCCGGUGGUGUCUGAGUUGGUCGUUUUGCAGUGCUCCCCCUUGCAGUACCUGCUCUCCUCCCUGCAAAACGCAAUCACCGCUUGGCAGAGUCCAACCCACCCGUGCUGCUUCUCUGCUCUCCGUGGCCACUUCCAUUGCCCCAAAGGGGCUUGUUUUAGGAAAAGGGAACUUUCUCCCGGGAUAGGGAAGGCGUUUGUUUCUGUUGGGACAUUUCUGGGGCAAUGACGUGUACCACGCCUCCGGAUCCCUGCACAGCUCCUCAAGCACAGCACACAGGCAGCGUGCCUGUCAGGUACCUUCAUCUUGUUUGGUGUUAUACCCUAGUUUAUAACGGGUGUUUUCCUUUCCUCUUAGCAGCGUUAUAAAAAUAAUAUUCUGUUAAUGCUAGACCUUAUGAAUAUCAGAGGGCAGUGUGGUCCUAGGGUAUGCAGACACACCACAGCUCAUUACACAGACCAGUAUAUUAUUCAUGAAGGAUAAAAUAGAGGCAAGAGCUGCAACCUCCCUCCUUGUGAUUAAAAUUCAACCAGAACGUUGCAAAUGGUGCUUGGGGAGCACCGCACUCCAGAAGCAUCACAAGGAUUUUAGAGAGCAUCAGCUUUUAAUUCUAAGCUGUUUUGGGGAUGGAAGGGGGUUUUUCCUGCUCUGGCCACCCUUGCCAUCCCCAGAGCAUGGCAGCCGAGUGGCAGCUCCCUGUGUCCCCAGCUGGGCACGUGCUGGGCGGGUUUUGGGACAGCAGCCUGGGCUGCCGUGUGGGUUAAUCCUGCGCUGGAUGGUGUCACGUCGCUGCUGGCGCUGGGCUGCAGGGGUCGGGUUAUAGCCCCGGUUCGGGGGGCUUUGCGCGGACACCCCGUUAACGCGGCCGAGCCUCCCAGCAUCACCCUGACACGCAGCUCGCGGCGCACCCGGUGCAAGGGGGCAGAUCCAGAUAGAUAUAUAUAUGUGUGUGUGUAUAUAUAUAUGUAGGAUGCAUGUGAUGGAGGACACUUGGGAUCAAGCGUUUGUCAAGAGCUAGAAGCCAAAAAAGACAAGAAAAAAAUAUAUAAACUAAAGGAAAAGAAGCCAUGCCGGAUGGACAGCAAUGUUUCCAUAUUUACUUUGUUUACAGCGCUUUGUAAAUACGUUCCAGUGAGUCUGUCUUUAGCUGGAUGUCGUCAGCUGCCUUCCA